This is a messenger RNA of Monodelphis domestica (gray short-tailed opossum), 1549 nucleotides long. RefSeq names its product AHR interacting HSP90 co-chaperone (gene AIP). The record is from RefSeq and is a predicted model, not a curated record. Gene Ontology annotation, molecular function: peptidyl-prolyl cis-trans isomerase activity; protein binding. NCBI's taxonomy places the organism in Eukaryota, Metazoa, Chordata, Mammalia, Didelphimorphia, Didelphidae.
GCCUUAUUCUUCUGUGUGGUACCAGAUUCAGAACCAGAACAAUCUGGGGUAAACUUCAGAGAAGAAGACUCAAGCUUGAUGCAAAGAAACCACGGCAUCCCUAAGACGGGUAGUGAGCUCCCUCCCCAUCGCCAGACAUAUUUGAGUGCUGGGCUAGCGGUCCACUUGUCCGAUGAUAUGUUGCAAGUGCUGGGGGGGACGGCUGGUUGUUUCAGCAUGAGUCGGGCUAGAUUAAAUGGCCUGUGCUUUGAGACUCGGCGCCCCAGUUUCCUUUUACAGACCAUUCACUGCCCCGCCUCCAUAAGAACUUCAAAAUCAGUGGGGCGGAGGACGGCUUCUAUUGCUUAUUUGCCAACCUCAGUGGCUUCUACCCUCAGUAAAGAUGGCGCCAAAGCCGCCUCCGGAAGUUGCCGAAGCCGCGAUUCCGGAAGUUGCCGAAGCGAAGCGCUUCCGGAAGUUGCCGAGAUUGUCCGGAAGCUUCCGAGAGAAGGGCAUCAGGGAAGCAGGAUGGCGGACUUGGUUAAGAAACUGCGGGCGGAGGGCAUCGAGAAGCGGUUGGUGCAGGAGGGCACCGGAGAGCUGCCCGACUUCCGGGACGGGACAAAGGCCACGUUCCAUUUCCGGACUCUGCGCAGCGACGAGGAGGGAGCCGUCCUGGACGACAGCCGCCACCGGGGCAAGCCCAUGGAGCUCAUCCUGGGCAAGAAGUUCAAGCUGCCCGUGUGGGAGACCAUCGUGAGCACCAUGCGCCCGGGCGAGGUGGCCGAGUUCCUCUGCGACGUCAAGCACGUGGCCCUGUACCCGCUGGUGUCUAAAAGUCUCCGGAACAUCGCGGCGGGCAAGGACCCCCUGGAGGGCCAGCGGCACUGCUGCGGCAUCGCGCAGAUGCAGGAACACAGCUCCCUGGGCCACGCCGACCUGGACGAGCUGCAGCGCCACCCACAGCCCCUCAUCUUCCACAUAGAGAUGAUCAAGGUCGAGGCUCCGGGCACCUACCAGCAGGACCCAUGGGCCAUGAGUGAUGAGGAGAAGAUAAAGGCUGUGCCCCUCAUCCACGAGGAGGGCAACCGCCUGUACAGGGAGGGCCGCGUCAAGGAGGCCGCCACCAAGUACUACGACGCCAUCGCCUGCCUGAAGAACCUGCAGAUGAAGGAGCAGCCCGGCUCUGCCGAUUGGAUCCAGCUGGAUCUGCAGAUAACCCCGCUGCUCCUCAAUUACUGCCAGUGCAAGCUGGUGGCCCAGGAGUAUUACGAAGUGUUGGAUCACUGCUCCAGCAUCCUCAACAAAUAUGAGGACAACGUGAAGGCUUAUUUCAAGCGGGGCAAGGCCCACGCAGCUGUGUGGAACGAGCGCGAGGCGCAGGCCGACUUUGCCAAAGUGCUCCAGCUCCAGCCGGCCCUGGGCCCCGUGGUGAGCCGGGAGCUCCGUGACCUGGAGCAGCGGCUGCGCCAGAAGAACCUGGAGGACAAGGCCCGGUUCCAGGGCAUCUUCUCUCCCUGCCCACCUCAGCCGCCCUGCCCGCCCCCUGUAUAAAUGUAUUUAUCUGCGG